AUAAAAGUACUCUCUCUUUCUCUCUCUGUUUCUGUGCUCUUCUGGAGGCGUGAGCAGGUUGAGGGAUGGCUUUUGGGCUUUGGAUGCUGAUAUAAGAGAGCAACUCCGGACAUGUUGCUUCAUUGUCAGCACACACAGUGGUAUUAAUCUAAGCCUUGGAUAUCAUUGACAACAAGAGCACAGUUAUCACUCUAAAGGACGAUGAGAUUGAAGAGGGUUCUGAUCCUGCUGGUGCUCAUCUCUUUAUGCGUCGCUGAGAAGAAGAGCACUCAAGAAACAUGGGAGCACAGAGACAAAACAAAUGGCAAAAGCUGCUCAAACCUGACCCAAGUGCUGGACAACUGGAAAUAUGCCAUCAUGUACCAGGUGAAGGAUCUGCUGGUCAAUGACCAUGCUUCAGUCUUACCUGAAUAUGUAAGGAUCAAGUCUCUGUCUGAUGCAGUAGAUGACCUCUACAAGCAAUUCAACACCCUGAAGGACAACCUGGCCAAACUCACCAGUAAAUUUGACAAGGUAGAGGACUUCGUGGAUGAGCUGCAGGCAGGGAAAAUACCUAAAGCCUGGUUGUGGAAGACACCACAGCAUCCACCUGCGAGAGUGCCGACUCAGACACCAAUGAGGGCCUCAGGUAGAGGACAGUGGAUUCGGCGGGCAAGAGCCAGGAGAGGGCCUGGUACUUAGUGGACAUUAGUGGAAUUUUAUUGGGAUAUUGAUAGGGUGGGUUUAUUACAUACACUAAUAGUAAAAAAAAAAAAAAGAAAGGUCAUUGGAUAAAUAAGGACCCUUAGCUUGCUAAAUGAGUUCCACUUGGAACUGUUUUGGAUAGGGAAAUGGUUCCUUCUAUGGUACAACCAAAGAGCCCAUAAGGGUUUUAAAUGCCUUUGAAUUGGAUUUCUAUAUUACAAAGUACGUUGUAAAACCGGAUAAGUUCAUUUAACUCAGAAAAUU
Messenger RNA from Ictalurus furcatus (blue catfish), 948 nucleotides. RefSeq lists its product as uncharacterized. The coding region runs from base 202 to 681 and encodes 159 amino acids. The record is from RefSeq and is a predicted model, not a curated record. Lineage: Eukaryota; Metazoa; Chordata; Actinopteri; Siluriformes; Ictaluridae. The transcript is spliced from 4 exons.